Molecule: messenger RNA, 2527 nt
Organism: Gaeumannomyces tritici R3-111a-1
Lineage: Eukaryota; Fungi; Ascomycota; Sordariomycetes; Magnaporthales; Magnaporthaceae
Exons: 1
Coding region: 102-2375 (757 amino acids)
Biological process (GO): rRNA methylation
Cellular component (GO): mitochondrion
Molecular function (GO): RNA methyltransferase activity; RNA binding
Source: RefSeq, a predicted model, not a curated record
GGGAAAAAAAAAAGUCUUGGACUUGACUGAUGGAUUUUUUUUCCCUUUACAUAUAGGCGCUGGCUGAUAGAUACACUCUCCUCAGCUGAGGACCUAAUGCCAUGAUACCAGGUAGAUUUUCAUGUGCCUCUGGCUUGCGUGCUUUAACUUUCUCGCCACGGCCCCAUCUCCUCGUGCAAGUUGGCACUCGCCCCUCGUCAUCCCUCUCCGCUGUCCACCGCGGCUUGAGACAGUCCGAGCGGCUGGAUCGCAAGAGCUACAGUGCCCAGCGUGGCUCUUCUGUCACCAGGGACGGCGAUGCACGGCCGCCGAGAACGGGGAGGCCCCGGGCGGGUGUGAACGGCGACCGCUUCGAGAAGGUCGAUUUCAAGAUCCGGAAGGGGAAGAAGGAUAUCGCCGAGCCGCCCAAAUUCAAACCGCAGUCACGCAGCGCCAGGUUUAAUGAUCCCACGAAUUCCUUUGGCAAGAAUAGCCUGGUGUAUAAACUCAAGAGCGGACAGCUCAGAGACGAGCUGUCGGCCCUUCACAACAAGGAUCUGAAAGCGGCGCAGACUGAUGAGGAUUUCUGGCGCAGCUCCAAGCGCGCGCCAACCUCAAGGUCGCGGAGCGUCCCGCCCAGCCGAGGAACAGCGAGGCCUUCACCCUCAGGGUCCUUUUGGGAUCGCCGCGGUCGGGUGGGCUCUCGCAUGCGUGGCGAGACCUCUUCAGCAGGCGAUUUCAGGGAUUAUAGGCCAGCAUCAGAGGGAGUUGGAAGACCAGCUAUGGACGGCCGCGGCGAUCGCACCCGGGACUCGGCAGGGGCUCGCAGUAGCGACGGUGACGCACCUCGCAGCCGCGACUUUGGCGCCCCUCGCAGCCGCGACGGUGACGCUCCUCGCAGCCGCGACUUUGGCGCCCCUCACAGCCGCGACGGUGACGCCCCUCGUAGCCGCGACGGUAACGCUCCUCGCAGCCGUGACUAUGGCACCCCUCGCAGCCGGGACUCGGAAACUCCUCGCGGUCGUGAGGUUGACGCUCCGCGCCGUGGCGAGUAUGACACACAUCGCAGCCCCGAGUAUGACGGCGCCCGCAGCCGCGAUUCGGAAGCUCCUCGUGUUCGCGAAAAUGGCGCUCCUCGCAGUCGCGAGUAUGACAGCCCUCGCAGAAGCAAGUAUGAUGCCACCCGCAGACGAGAAUAUGGCACCCCCCAGAGUCGUGACGAUGACGCUCCUCGCAGCCGCAAAUACGACGCCCCUCGCAGCAGCGGCCAUGACGCCCUUCGCAGCCGCGAAUAUGACACUCCCCGCAGUCAUGAACGUGACGCUCCCCGCAGCCGAAGUGCGGAAGGGUAUCGCACCGAAGACCAUCAGAGGUUCGGAGAUGACCCAGAGCCGAUCGUGGCAACCAUCAAGUACACUACCGCCGCCUCACAGUUUCUGUAUGGCAAGUUUGUGGUGGAAGAAGCGCUGAGGGCGUCCCGGAGAAAGCUGUAUCACCUUUACAUCUAUGGAGGCGCGAACCGCGAAAACGUCGGGCGGGACAUGGCCAUCGAGAGGCUGGCGGAGAAAAAGGGUGUCAAGGUGACGACGCUUGGGGAGCAGGAUCAGAAGCUCAUGGCCAAGAUGAGCCAGGGCCGCCCUCACAACGGCUACAUCUUGGAGGCAUCGCCGAUCCCACAGCCCCCGGUCACGGCACUCGGACCUUUGGUCACCGAGGAGAGCGAGAGCGGCGGCGUCAACAGCAACUCGUUCAGCAUUGUGCUGGGGCACCAGACAGCCGAAGACCUGGCGAUAAACGGCAAGGACACCACCGUCCAUGCCCGCGGCGGCCAGCACAAGCCUCUCGUCCUUCUGCUCGACCACGUUCUCGACCCGGGCAACCUUGGAGCCAUACUUCGGACGGCGAGCUUCCUCGGCGCGAGCGCGGUCGCCAUCUCGACCAAGAGCUCGGCGACCUUGUCGCCCGUGGCGCUCAAGUCGUCAGCGGGGGCGUCGGAGAGCAUUCCGCUCUUCGCGGUCGACUCGCCCGUCAGCUUCCUGGAAGGGUCCAAGGAGGCGGGCUGGAAGGUCUAUGCGGCCGUGGCUGCACACUCGGGGUCACACCACCGCGAGCACGCCGACGUCUAUAGCGUCGAGGAGGGCGACCCGCUCGCGUCCGACCCUUGCAUUCUCGUCGUGGGCAGCGAGGGUGACGGGCUGCCGCGGAUGCUCAAGGCCAAGGCCGACACGGAGAUCAGCAUCCCGAACCAGUCAGACUCGCUCACGGUGGAUAGUCUGAACGUCAGUGUCGCCGCCGCCUUGCUCUGUUCGGCCUUCAUGAGGGGGCGCAACCGGCUGGCAGCGCAGCGCCGGCCUGGCGGACCGGUCAAGAGUGAAGAGUUGGGGAUAUGGUCCUGAUGGAUGAUGGAUGUUGAGGCAACUCAUUUUCGUAUAGGGCCAUCUGUCUGUAGGAUAAAAUGUACUGCAAUGUGGGCUAUGAUGCUCGGAGAAAAUGGUUAGACGGCUCUUUACGGGAAUACCACCACUAUCUGUGAUACAGCAUUUCAAAG